AUGCUAAACGGGGUUAGUGCGGCAAACGUCGAACACGUGUGCCUGAGCAGAGAUAGCGACGGACGGUAUGAAGGAAAACCCCACAUCAAACAAAGGUUUAACUCCUUCCACUGCCCGAAAAUCGGCUGUCAGCACCGUCAGCAUGGCCGCAGGGUGCAUGUUUUCCGUUAUAUCGGACAGAUCAGCCGACACUACCAAGAGAAACACAUGACCGGAUUUUUUAAAUGCAAGUCCUGGCAGAUGCAUUACGCUCCGGAGUCCGCCCUAACAUCUUACACAGUCCACCUACCAGGAAUCGUAAAUCUUGAUGGCCGUCAUCGUGAAGGCACCUAUGGGUGCACAUCAUCCACAGCAGGAACAAAGCUUUUAAGGGCCAAAUCCAAAUGCCACUUGCGGACAGAAGAUGAUCGCUUUCUGCUCGAAGUGGAGAAGCUGAUGAGCGACAUUGAAGAUGGAACUGUGCCGGAUCGGCUUUUGCUAAAGGAAUUGGCCGCUCUAAUACCGGUGCUCUAGCAGAUUCAGGAUUACGAUCCGGAAUUGACAUGAUUUAAUCUUUAACGACCACAAUACCUUUUUUUUUAAUACCGACGGUUAAAAAGUGUUUAAUGGCGUCUUGCAAUGCAACG
Molecule: messenger RNA, 626 nt
Organism: Drosophila eugracilis
Lineage: Eukaryota; Metazoa; Arthropoda; Insecta; Diptera; Drosophilidae
Exons: 3
Source: RefSeq, a predicted model, not a curated record